GGACAUUCUUCCCCGACGAAGACGGAAUGCCCUGCAUAUCGUUCAUGCUAGACAUUGGCUCCAACGUGAACAUCAUCGGAGCUAAUACGGCACGAACCUUCCAGGAGGUUAUGGCCAGGUACAAUCACAGACCGGCCAUAUGCACACUGAGCAAAACCCUCUACAUCAACGGUGUCGGUGAGGGUGCUGCGAUCUGUCGGAAAAUGGGCAACUUCAAGAUCGGGGUGCAAUAUGCCAAUGAGGCAAGCCCCCGCAUCGAGGAGUAUGCUUCCAACAUCGCAGAGGGCUCAGGUGCAAACCUCCCAGCCAUCUGGGGCCUGGGCGCCAUGGAAGCACGUGACACAAUCAUCGUGCUGAAGCCAGGCUUCCAGAAGGUUAUCUUCCCCAGCGGAGAUUAUACUCUUAAGGGUCGGAAUAACGAAGUUAUUGCUUGGCACAAAUCCGCCCGCGCUGUGAACGACCCCGCGGCUGGCCGCGGGGGCGCCCUCGCUCGGCUGGUCGGCCGCGCGCUG
Messenger RNA from Prorocentrum cordatum, 512 nucleotides. The record is from the annotation of a GenBank genome assembly. Lineage: Eukaryota; Dinophyceae; Prorocentrales; Prorocentraceae.